Molecule: messenger RNA, 628 nt
Organism: Pseudomyrmex gracilis
Lineage: Eukaryota; Metazoa; Arthropoda; Insecta; Hymenoptera; Formicidae
Gene: hoka
Exons: 3
Coding region: 114-404 (96 amino acids)
Source: RefSeq, a predicted model, not a curated record
AAGGUGUGAUUCAGUACUCGUUGCGUAGACCGUGUAGAGUUGAUUGCGACAAAAAUCUGUGUUCCAUUAUAUUCGUUUUUUUUAUAUAUGUAUAUUGAUAGUUUUUGUCGAAAAUGUACUCAAAAAAAUUCGUGUGCUACUUAACUCUUGGUUUGCUUUUGCUGGGGAUCUUCUUGGAAGAGGUCGAAGCAAGACGUAAAAUUCUAAGAGGUCGGAAGACGAUAACCAGACAUUAUUACAGGGGUCUAGCGAUACCUGCUUGGGCCGUAUCUGUCUUGACGGGUGUUGGCAUGUUACUGAUUGGCGGAUUACUUUACGCGUUGUUGCAGAAAUUCGUAGUCGACGCCGCCGACACCGGAGAAACGACUCACUCUUACCAGCCUGCCUUGCAGCUUGAAAGUUGAAUCGCUCUUUUUUUCCAUGAUGAAAAUUUUCACUUACAAGUAAAUUACCUACACACACAUUCUGAACAAUCUAAAUAACAAAUAAUGUAAGACACAGAAUUUUGGUAAAAAAGAAAUCUAAUUUUGUUUUUGCAGAAACAGCUAUGUGUCAAUUUUCAAUUUUAUUUUUACUUGAUUAUAUAUAGAACAAUAUAUCUAAUUAAUAUCUUAAUCCUAGCAGGUAA